CAGAUAGAGCAGGAUGGGAGCCUCCAUGUCCACACCUGCAGCUCCUACAGUCAGAGCAGAGGCCAUGAUGGCUGCCCCUCCUCAGGGCUGCCCCAUGCACCAAGAAGCCCAGCCUGUCAAAGUGUCUCCACCUUCAGAGUGUCCCAUGCAUCAAGCUCAACCAGUCAAAGCAUCUCCUGAAGCGUCUCCUGUAGCCUCUCCUGUAGCCUCUCCUCCGCCCGAGUGUCCCAUGCACAAAAAAGAAGCAGCCCCCGCCCACCAGGACCGGGCCUACGAGUUUGUCGAGUGUCCUAUGAAAGCUGCAGCAGCCGCCAACAGUGACAUCGACCCAACAAAUAUGAUGCCUCCUCCUAACCAGGUGCCAGCUCCAGACCAGCCCUUCCCCCUGCCCGUUGUCAGAGAGGAGUCCACAAUCCCUCGUCACGGCUCAGAAAAGCACUGGGUUUACCCGUCCGAGCAGAUGUUCUGGAACGCCAUGCUGCGGAAGGGGUGGCGCUGGCGUGAGGAUGACCUCGCUGCUCAUGAUAUGAGCAACAUCAUUAAAAUCCACAACACCAACAAUGAGCAGGCCUGGCAGGAGAUCCUCAAAUGGGAGGCCAUGCAUGCAGGUGAAUGUCCAUGUGGUCCAAGCUUGAAGAGGUUUGGCGGCAAAGCCAAAGAGUUCUCACCAAGGGCUCGCAUCCGCCACUGGAUGGGCUAUGAGCUUCCCUUUGACCGUCAUGACUGGAUCAUCGACCGCUGCGGGAAGGAGGUGCGCUACGUCAUCGACUACUACGACGGCGAAAUCAACAAGGACACCUACCAGUUCUCCAUCCUGGAUGUACGCCCCGCCUUCGACUCUUUAGGUGCCGUGUGGGACCGCAUGAAGGUGGCCUGGUGGCGCUGGACCUCUUAAAGGACUCAUAUAUAUAUAUAUACACACACACACACAGAUAUUUAGGUGACUGUGUGAACUACAAACACAUGCGGGGAAUUGUGAAAGUGAUGAUCCUCAUUUCUCCUCUUUGCCAGAUGUGUGGUGCUGUGUAAAGAAAGUAUCAACAGACUCGAGAAGAAUAAAAGAAAUGUUUUUAGCAGAACCUCACAGUUAGCCUGUAACAAGCUUUAUCUGCUAAUCAUCAUGAUUUCAAUGCAAAAUUAAUUUUGAGUUUUAAUUGCAGUUGAACAGCGUGUGUAUCUGAGCUAGAGAAGGUUUGUCUGACAGGUCACAUAUUCAAACUGCCUCUGGAGGUCUGCCCUCACUCUGCUUUCAUUGCGUAUGUAACAAUAGGAACAGCUUACUCACCUAAAGGGACAUUCCACCAAUUUCCACCAAAGUUAACUUAACUUGUCAUAUAGAGCACUGCUCAGCCAAUCAGAACAGUUGUAUAAUGUCUUCUGUGGCUUUAGAGGAGCUUUGUCAAACCUAAAGGAAAAAAACCCCUGAUGACAUCAUAGUGAUGUAAUCUCAGUUUGGGUUUGUGGUUGACAAGUGUUUAAAAGUGUGGGCAUUUACUUUGCAGGAAGGGUGUAAUAAUACUAGAUGUUAUCACAUUGUAUUGUGGGAAAUGUAGGAUCCAGUGUUUUUGGAGUUGAUACUUAAUAGUAAUGAGAGUAAAGAUGAUUGAUUAAAAUAAUUGUCCUUCUGUAAUGAAUCUCUGGUUACAGGGAGGGUGUAAGUAUUUCAUCGUUAGUGAUAUCAGACAAAUGUAUACUUUAUUUUAUUAGAUCAUUUGGCAUCUUUCCUGGAUUUAACAGUGACAGUAACUGCAGGAGAGAAGUCCCAGCCAGAAUCAAACCAUUGAACCAGGGAUGAUAAAGCAUUGCACUCAUUUGAUAUUAGACUCAUGAUGGCCAAUCACUUGACACAGUUCAUCAGUUUUCACACAGCUCCCUCUGGAGCCACAAAAGGCUUGAAACACACGGAAUACCAGGAAACACACACUGAUUUGGAAACAUAUAGGAAUUCCCUUUUAUCUGCAAUAGUUUCAGUUUGCUUUAAAUGCUGUAAUAAUUAACUUAUACGUCAUGACUCCAGCGGCAGUUUGAGUUCAUACAAUAAGUUUGGUUCUCUUCACCACAGUGAUGCUUUUCAUGAGUCUGUCUUCUCUCUGCCUUUGUACAGUGUAUCUGCUAUGACUGUAUAGAUGUAAGUACCACUGCAGUUCCAUCCUGUCAGUCACUGUUGGAGAAACAAUAGUUACUGUCUGUUUCACCAGCAUCAUCAUCAUCACUGGUGAUAACGGUUUGGACAAAUGAACUGUAGGGGUUUAGGGUGUUAGUCUAGUCUAAAGGAGAUAUAGUUAUAUUUUUGUAAAAGGACCAGGAUGGAUAUCAGUGUCGCUAUUGAAUCCUGUAACUCUUAUUUUCCUCUUCCCUUCUUAUUGUGGUUAGUUUGCCCUGAUGUGUCUUCAGUUGGACAUCGGGGACAAGUAACAGAUGAUUGAUUGCAGGUUAAAUUGAAAGUCACAUGACACGUCCAUAUACUGUAUUACCCUGUUCUUGCAGUACUUAAAUUCUGUAUUUCACACAAAGGGAUUAAAAAAAAGGUUAAUCAGAUAACAUUUGCUUGGAUAUAAGUCACAUCACCAUUUGGUCUUGCAUUGUUUAUGAUUUCACUGUGAAACAUUUCAGCAUCCAAUUCUGCUAUAUUAUAUAUUUUUGCUUUUGCUGACAUUCAGGUUUUUAUUUAUUUUUGUCUGUAGAUUUGUGGGAUGCUUCUGUUCCCAGACAGUGUUUAUCUCGAAUGAUUUUACUAGCUCUGGUGGUCUGCUAAACUAUCAAUAAAGCUGGUCCUUCUGCC
Messenger RNA from Scomber japonicus (chub mackerel), 2782 nucleotides. RefSeq names its product holocytochrome c-type synthase. Gene Ontology annotation, molecular function: holocytochrome-c synthase activity. Bases 14 to 895 code for a protein of 293 amino acids. The transcript has 7 exons. Lineage: Eukaryota; Metazoa; Chordata; Actinopteri; Scombriformes; Scombridae. Gene Ontology annotation, biological process: cytochrome c-heme linkage. The record is from RefSeq and is a predicted model, not a curated record. Gene Ontology annotation, cellular component: mitochondrion.